GGGAUGUCCAGGUAGCUAAUCCGGCUAGGAGGGCGGAGCGUUUUGUCAGCGACGUGUCUAAGUGGGCUGAGUGGACAGUCACGUGGUGAGCUGUAGUUCAUGAAGCGGAUAUUUGUUGCGAAAGGUGGGCAAAAGAUUCAGACUGUCCGGGAAGGCAAAGAUAACGCUGGGUGAAUAGAGGUACUGGCAGACCGAGGACUGGUGGCUAAGGAGGAAACGCAGGACGAAGCCUAGAGGGUGGGAGGAAGCCAGCGUAAAGACAGAGCUGUAGAUAAGUGCCCGCAGUCCAUUGUCCAGCUUGAGUCCUACUUGCCUGCGAGAUCCCCUUGCGGUCGUGCAGGACCCUCGAGUGGGUGGCCCCUUCCUUUUAGAGGCCAUGGUGAGUGGGGGUCUAGAAGUAAGAGACAAAGGAAUGGGGUACCAAGAAGAGCCUGAGCUGUUGCAGGGGGUAAAGCCAGAAUUUGUGGACCCAGAGACACCCAAUGGAUCUGCCCCAGGUUCAGUCCCAGAGGUUCGCCUGACGUGGCGCCGCUGGGUAAUUGUAUUCCUCUUUAGCUCGUAUUCCUUCUGCAAUGCCUUCCAGUGGAUCCAGUACGGCAGCAUCAAUCUCAUCUUUGCCAAUUUUUAUGAAGUGACUCCUUUUGCUAUUGACUGGCUCUCAAUGUGCUACAUGAUCAUCUACAUCCCCUUCCUUUUCCCUGUGGCAUGGCUCCUUGACAGGAAGGGUCUGCGCCUCAUUGCCCUGGCUGGCUCAGCCCUUAACUGCUUGGGGGCCUGGGUGAAGGUAGGCAGUAUGCAACCCCACCUCUUCCCAGUCACAGUCACGGGCCAAGUCAUCUGCUCUUUGGCCCAAGUUUUCAUCCUGGGCAUGCCCUCCCGCAUUGCUUCUGUCUGGUUUGGAUCCCGUGAGGUCUCCAGUGCAUGUUCAAUUGCUGUCUUUGGCAACCAGCUUGGCAUUGCUGUGGGGUUCCUCCUCCCUCCAGUUUUGGUUCCCAAUGUGCGGGAUAAGGAGAAGCUAUCCUACCACAUAAGCAUAAUGUUCUUUAUGACUGCGGCUGUGGCAUCAUUACUCUUCGUCUUGGUUAUCCUUGUGUUUCGGGAAAAGCCACAGUAUCCUCCAAGUCGGGCCCAGGCCUUGAUCCACACAGCAGAAUCUGAAGACAAUGCUUAUCUGCGAUCUAUUGGGCGUCUGUUUCGCAAUGUCAACUUUGUGCUUUUGGUAGCCAGUUAUGGCUUGAAUGCAGGCUGCUUCUAUGCUCUUUCAACUCUGUUAAACCGCAUGGUGAUGAUGCAUUAUCCAGGAGAAGACUUGAAUGCUGGCAGAAUUGGUCUGACACUUGUACUAGCUGGCAUGGUUGGAGCUUUAAUUUCAGGCAUCUGGCUGGAUAGAACAAAAACAUACAAGCAGACAACAUUGUUGGUUUACGUCAUGUCACUUGUGGGCAUGGUGGUUUAUACUUUCACCCUGGACCUUGGCUACAUCUGGGUGGUCUUUGUGACUGCAGGCUCCCUGGGGUUUUUCAUGACGGGUUACUUACCAUUGGGCUUUGAAUAUGCUGCAGAGUUAACAUACCCAGAGUCAGAAGGGACGUCAUCAGGCCUUCUUAAUGUAUCUGCACAAAUCUUUGGAAUUAUUUUCACCAUCAGCCAAGGACAGAUCAUUGAUAACUUUGGGACCCGAGCAGGAAACCUCUUCCUCUGUGCCUUCCUGUCCCUUGGCACUGUUAUAACUGUGUUCAUCAAAGCUGAUCUCCGGAGACAAAAUGCCAAUCUGGAUAGCGAACAGACUAAGACUCUGGGAGAGGUACCUCAGACCUGCAUUGUACAACAGUAUGAGGAAUCAAAAUUCUGAAGGGCUGAGCAUCAGAGGUAGCAGAUGUGAUUGCCACCACCUUCCAUUCUCAUUUACAGCUGUGUUUCCCACCAUACGUACUAAGUGGCCUGGCAUUCACAGCCAAUCCAGAAAGUUGCUUAUGUUGCUGAUGGAAGGAAUAUGUGGGACCUGUCCCCUUCACUUGAGCCAGCUCCAUUAGGAAUCAUUGUGGCAUUAGGAAUCAUUGCCUGUUGGAAAAGAACUGAUGGAAGCAGUUGACUUGCGUUGUGGGCUUCCAUCAUAUUCAGCAUGGAAUCAGAACUACCAUCUGUGCAUCCUUUUACUGGGUCUACUGGAAAAAGUAAAUCUGAAGGAUGAGACACCAUUUGGAUCCAGAGGAAGAUCCUUGCUCCUUAGGGAGAACCAGAAAGAACGUGCUCCGUGAGCAGCCAUACUUAAAACCAAGCCCUUGAGUGGCAAGUGAGCUUGUACCCAACAACUGAGAGAAUGGGGAAGUUGUCCAAGGCUUCUGGCCUUUUCCACAUUUCCAGUUAGUAGAAUAUUUAUUUUUAUAACCUCAGUCAAAAUGUUUUUUAAAAAAUUAACAGAUAACAGUUUUGCAACAUGAAUAUUUUAGAACAAUUAUGGUCAUAUUCUUAAAAUGUUCCAUGAUAACAAAUUUUUAAACAAGUACUUGAGAAGCACCAGCAUAUAUGAUUGGUAAGGUUGGGUGUGUUGUUGCUAGCAGGAGUAGGCUUGCUUGUGGGCAGAUAGGGAAAACAUGGACAUUUCGUGAAAAUUCAUUCUCUAUCAUGGGAGGAAAACUAACCCAGCUUAACUUGUGGACCAAAAAAAUGGAAGUGUUUGCAUUUUGAGAGUUGUGUAAGGCAAAUAUAUAUUAAAAAUAUGCACAUGUGCACACAUAUCCUGCUCUUUAAGAAAUGUUAGGAUAGUUUCCAACCAGAAUAAGGAGAAUUGUUCCUUUUUAAUAUAGUGCAAUCACACAACUCCUUUUGUCAGAUUGCUGAACAAGUGCAAUAUAAUGGAUGGUGCCUGGUAUUUAUUAAGUCCACUAUAAGUUCAGACAAAGAUAUGUAGCUCUUUAGCUUGGAAGCCCUAUAUGAUGAAAAUUGCAUUUUUGUGUCUGAAAACCUUUCAAAUGGAAUCAUGUGAGAGGCCACCAGCAUUUUCAGAUUCUAGUAUAAACAAGAAUAAAUCUUUCUACAGCA
This is a messenger RNA of Heteronotia binoei (common prickly gecko), 3042 nucleotides long. RefSeq names its product FLVCR choline and putative heme transporter 2 (gene FLVCR2). The record is from RefSeq and is a predicted model, not a curated record. Lineage: Eukaryota; Metazoa; Chordata; Lepidosauria; Squamata; Gekkonidae. Gene Ontology annotation, molecular function: heme binding; heme transmembrane transporter activity. The transcript is spliced from 10 exons. Bases 377 to 1852 code for a protein of 491 amino acids. Gene Ontology annotation, cellular component: membrane. Gene Ontology annotation, biological process: heme export; transmembrane transport.